Messenger RNA from Coregonus clupeaformis (lake whitefish), 9203 nucleotides. It is a transcript of the gene brca2, whose product is annotated as BRCA2 DNA repair associated. Gene Ontology annotation, biological process: double-strand break repair via homologous recombination; regulation of DNA-templated transcription. NCBI's taxonomy places the organism in Eukaryota, Metazoa, Chordata, Actinopteri, Salmoniformes, Salmonidae. Gene Ontology annotation, cellular component: nucleus. The record is from RefSeq and is a predicted model, not a curated record.
AGAAGGUUCUAACUGAUAGUCUGUCUGACAAACAUUUGACCACAUUAAGCAGUCAAAGAAAGUAAUCGCUAUCGGUCUGUUUUCUGUGUAAGAACUGCUAGCUAUAGUUUACACUGUCAUGUUGAUCAUCUGCUGUGGAAAGGAGCACCAUCUUUUUUAUGGCAUACCACAGAUGACCUAAGACAUGUACACAAGGAGAAACAUGUUUGACGCUUUCAAGGAUCAAAUAUGGGAAGAGUUGGGACCUCUGAACCCAAACUGGUUUGAGGAACUCACUGCUAAAGCUUCCAGUGGGGAUCGGGGUGAUACAGAGAAAGAGGAUCCCAGCACUGCAAUAUCUUGUGGACAAGAUGGCAGUUUCAAAUCACCGUUGGAAAAAUGUCCCCUGGAUAGUGAUAUGUUCUCUACCCCGACGAUCUUCAGGCAGAGAAGACCACAGUCUGCUGAGACAUUGACAGAAGACAUUUUUUUCCCUGAUCAAGGAAGCUCUGGAACAGAAAUAACAGACACAAGCCCAUGCUUAUUUGGAAAAUCAAUAGACAGCGAGACCCCCAGUAAAUCCUGUAGAACAAGGCUGCAUGGAGACAGUUUUGGGCUGCUUGACACACCACAACACUCUGCGGCACACUCUUCCAAACGUAUAUCUGAAAGUCUUGGUGCACAGUUAGACCCUAAUAUGUCCUGGACCAGUUCUCUCAACACACCUGUCAUGUCGCCCACCAUCAUUUUGACUAAAAGUGAGGAGCAUAGGCCUAUGUACCCAGUAAGACUUUCUACUGAAGAGCAGGUUAUGUUUGUGCGAAAGCUUUUCCCCUCGGUCUCCAAGGAGUCUGGAAGCACAGUGCUGUCACCAGAACAGAACGAUAGACCUCUCUGUCAACAUAAUGGACUGGAUUGCCACUUGCCUGGUGUGAUUGAAAUCUCCCCUGGCUCUCAAGACACGUUACCUGUUGACAGUGGCAGCCAUUGGAUGCAGACUUUACCAGAUGCUAUUGAGGGCGGAGAAAUCCGCAGCACAAUGGCCAGUGUUCUAGAUGGAGCUGAGGAUGUCCUCUCCAUAUUCUUCAGCAACAGCAGUUUGGCUUUACGAAGGGUGAAGACCAAGGAGAGAAUCAAAAGGAAGCAAAGCAACUCAACUAAGGAACACGUACCUACUUCUACAAUGGAACAUGACAAAGUAUCCAGUGACAGAGCAGGAGAAUACCAACACACCAGGGCAACCUCUGAGCCCCUUGAGUCCAGGACUGACAUGAAGUCUGGGGAUUUGGGGAUUUCUCAGUGGACUCCAAUAAAUGUACCUGACAUUUCAGACUAUGAUAUGGAUUCAUUUCACCAUGAGGGGUCUUCCUCUACUAAACACAUAAUUCCACAAGAUGAUAUAAGUGAAAUGUUCUGUGACUUCACUGGAAGCCAGCAGCCGGAUCGUGGUUCCUCUAAGCAGACUGUCCAGGUGGAGUCUGCCCUUUCCAGAAGAACAGUACCAGGGUCUGUAGUCGAAAGCUCUCUAGAACACACCUUCCCCAGGAAAACAAGGACAUUUGUUUACUGUGUCCAAAAUCCACUUCCGUCAGUGCAAGGAAAAGAUAAUGUUACUUGGAUGUUACCUGCAUCAUCUGGAACUGCUCCCAGAGGUGAAAAUCCAAAUGUAAAACAAACCAAUGAAGAUGAGUUUAAUAAUCUUAACAAAACUGCCUUGGAUGGGAAAAAGCCGCUAGUUCAGCAGGAAAGUGCAACUGAAGAAAAUAUUGUUUCACGAGCACCAACCAAAGACCCUGAUCUUGAUAUGUCACAGCUUUGCAGGGCAUUUGCACAAGAUUUUAGCCAAGUAGUUGACUCUAGUAAACCAUGCGCAAAAGAACAGACUCUUAAAAAUGGCUUCUCUGCAUCAGCUUGUCUCUCAGCAAUGAGACUAAGGAACAGAAAAUUGUUAACUCAACUAGAAUGGGGCCAAAAACCUGAACAUCUUAACUCUGGCAUCAGUGAUGAAAUGCAUAUUCCUGGUUCUCAGUUUAGCAACUCUGCAAGCACGUCUAGAAUGGAGAGUGGCUUACCCCCCUCCACCCUUUCUAAUGUCACACAAACAGAAUCAUCCAACGUUCACCCUAGCUCUGAAAAAAGUUCUGGAAAUCAAUCAUCUAGAGAGUUUAAAACUGGUAACAACUGGAUUAUCUCUUUGCCUCCAGAAGCAAUAAAGAAAGCAAAAGCAUCAUUAGAUGACUUAAUUGAGGAAAAUAUGACUGAUGUCGUUACUGCUGCCAGUGAAGUGAAACCGGUGUUGUCAUGUGUAACAGGGAGCCGACUGUCCACAGAAAUUAAGUUCAUCAGUCCACUCAACGUUGCCAAAAGGUCAAAGCAAACCAGCGUAAAAUUGAAUGGUCAAGUUGUUCAGACCCCUCACAGCGUCAAUGUCUCUGUUUCCUCACUCCCUGGGUCUGGUUUCAAAAUGGCCUCCAAUAAGAAGAUAACAAAUUAUUCAGCAAAUCUGGAGAAAGCCAAGGAUUUGUUCAAGGAGAUUGAGGAUGAAAUACCUGCAGUCAAUAUUCCUGAGAUAAGCCUUCCUGAGGAAGGUAACAUGUCAUGUGGAUUGGAGCUUGUUGAUGGAUCUCAUUUACAACCUCUACCCUAUACACACCAGAGGUCUGUUGAGAGCCAAGGUCUGUUGACAGACUCACAGAGAGCUGAUGUUUCAGAAUUGUGCAGUCUCUUGGAAGCUGCAGACAGCCAAUUUGAGUUCACACAGUUUAAACCAGCAAAGUGGAACUGCUAUGUUCCAGAUGGGAGCCCCCCUCGUCAAUCAUCUGAGAAAGAGUUGGAUCCUGAAUUUCUCACAGGCAUAGAUUUCGAUGACAGUUUUAACUCUGAUGUUGAGAAGCAAUCCGUGAUGAUGGCCACCCCUGACAAAAAGACAACUAUUCCUCAUUGCAAGAAAAUUUGCCAAGUAACAACCACCAAAAUUAAAUCUAGUGGGGCAUCACCCAGCAGUUCAACAGAGAAACCCAAAGAACGUGUUCUCCACAGAAGAGUACUUUACAUUCCCAGUUAUAGCUCUGAAAACAUAGCUGAGAGUUCCUUUGGUUUGUUGACAAAAACCACAAACAAGAACCAUCUGCUUGAUAUGGAAACGAACAUCAGUGGAAUGGAGUCUGAAAGCAAAAAUCUCCCCAAGUUGGAUGUGGGUUUUAAAACUGCUGGAGGAAAUGCUAUGAGAGUUUCAGAGAAGUGUCUGAGCAAAGCAAGGGCCUUGUUUGCAGAUUUGGAGGAAAAUCGUGAGAUGAACACACCCAAAUGUGUAGUAGAAAAUACGGAACAAGUUGAAACCUCACCUGUUCAAUAUAGAGGCGAAGUUGAUACAAAUGUUGAUUCAAAUGUGACACAUUUUCAUGGCCCUGACAAUAAAGUAGACCUGAAAGAACCACGUGAUGAAUACAUUGACAAGAUUAAAGUGGACUUUACACAUUCUCACAAACAUGGGGAUGGUGGUUUCCAGACAGACGGUGGUAAAGGAGUGACCAUGUCGGCAAAGGCCCUUCAAAAAACAAAUGCAGUCUUCAAAGAUUGUGACGUUAUGGAAAGUUCAGGUUGUGCAUCAGAAAAGCUGAACAAAACAAGUGUUGUAUCAGAGACUGGCAGUAAUAAUUGUGAGAGAAACAAUUGUGGCUUCAGCACUGCUCGGGGGAAGAGAGUUGAUGUUUCUGCAAAAUCUCUACUGAAGGCAAGGACUCUCCUUAAUGACUGUGAUGAAUUGGACAAUUCUAAGCCAGGGAAAAUCCCCAGCUUGAAUGCAAAGAUACCAAGUCAGAAUAUUCAGGAGGAAAGUGACUUUGAUUUUAAGAAACCCAGUAGUAAAGCAGCCUCCAUAUCAGCAAAGAUCCCUUUGACAGCAAAAACUCAGUCUGAUGGAGGUGGCAAUUCACAUGAUGUUCUAUGGGCAAAGGGCAAAAUGCUUGAACCUGAAAAUUCUCAAACCCAUGCUAAAGAUCCUUUGAGAAAUGGAUGUGGUUUUAGCACUGCCAGUGGUAAGAGAGUGUCUGUGUCCGAAGGGGCACUGUUGAAAGCACAGGCUCUUUUGAGUGAAUGUAAUGUGGAUGGAGAGGAACUUUCUAUAUCAAAGAACAAGAUCCGAGUAGAUCUUCAUACCAUUCAGAAUCCACCACAUAAGCACGGUGGAUUUAAGACUGCGAUUGUCAAAGAAGUAACCGUUUCAACUAAGGCCCUUAAGCAAGCAAAGGCUGUUUUCAACAACUGUGAUUCCAAUAUGGACAGCUUAAUCAGUGCCGAAGCAAAGCAAGGGAAUAUAGACGUAAAGUCUACUGAUGGUCUGAUGAACAAUCCAGGGAAAAGCUAUUGUGCCUUCAUGACAGCUGGUGGAAAGAAAGUGCAUGUCUCUGAAAAAGGUAUUUUGAAGGCAAAGAGCAUUCUGAAUGAAAACCUUGAUAACUGCACAGACUCAAAUGCCAUUGAGGAGGCUUGGUUUUCAGAUGGUAGAUUUCCAUUACUCACUGAAGAUGGUACAGGUGUCAAAGAAGGAGCAAGGAACAAAUCGAAUUCUUCUGACCUCAACGGUGAAGAAGAUAGCUGUGGUUUCAGCACUGCCAGUGGCAAGACUGUGCAUAUGUCCGAUGGGGCACUCCAGAAAGCAAAGUCUAAUCUGAACGAAUGUGAUGUAAUUGAAAAUCCACAACCUGAGAAUAGCCACAAAGUGGAUCUGGAAAAUAUUCUAACAAAGGAAACGCAUGAAAUCUCUCAUGGUAGCACAGCCAGCGGGAAAGGGGUGUCUAUUUCAGAAAAUGCUCUUCAAGAUGUGAAGUCUGUGUACGUUCUGGGUGAGACUGGUAAUGUAAAAUAUUCAGUUGGCAGUAAUCAAAUAGGAAGCCAUUGUGGUUUUAGCACAGCCAGUGGUAAAGGAGUGUCUGUUUCAGAGAAGGCACUUCAAGUAGCAUGUGACAAAUUCAAAGCGUGUGAUGAUACCCUUGCCAGUGAUACUGACCCUCACAAAAGAUCUGAAGAAAAAAGGCCACUGAAGGUCCCUACUCCCCAUAUUCAUGAUCACCGUAUGCCGGUCAAAGCAGUGGGACUGGAGGACCGCGAAGCUAUCCAGACCAUUGUCGGAAUGGCAUGUCAGUCUUCAUCUGCAGCAUGUCAAGCGGAGUCUUCCUUGUUAAAUUUUGAAUCCCUGGGGUUCAGUGGCUGCUCUGUGACCCAGAAGAGGUACUUUGCCCAGGAGGCCAUGGAUUGUACCAAGGCUCUUUUAGAGGAUGAAGACUUGACCGAUCAGAGUCCUGGAACUCCAAUCCAAGCUAAGGGGGGUUUUGAGAUGAGAAGUGGAAUCGGGAAAAGGUUGGCAGAGGAUUUAGGGAUGACAGACCAACCUCCUCUGAAAAGAAGACUCUUGGCCGAAUUCGACAGAACUGUGGAUUGUAAUAGACGGUCAACACUCACUCCAGCUAAAAGCAGUUCAGAUGGUAUAUUUAAAGACAGGAGAGUCUUCCAAUAUAAUGUGGCUCUUCAACCUAAUGUCACCAGGCCGUAUCGCGCUAAGCAGAGUUGUGUGAACACAAGGCUGAAUAAGACCGAGCCACAGAAGACAACAUCAGAUCCAACCGCCGAAGACCGUAAACCAGUUGGCUCCAAGACAGCUGUAUUCGUCCCCCCAUUCCGGAAGAAUGUCAAGCUUGAGCCACAGAAGAGCAGUGGGCCUCAGGACAAGACUAGAGCGCCUGGUGUGUUCGUUCCCCCGUUUAGAAAAUACAACUGUGUAACCAGUAAGGGUUCCUUUAAGCCUUCAGAAGAGAAUCAUUCUCUUCUUCUCUUCAAGACCAGCACAUCUGUUCCACUUCCUGAGUACAACCACAUCCCCAUCACUGACACUGGUAGUGAUAACGCAAAGGAGUCCAUUCAGGAACUGGGCCCAAAAGAUAUUGACAAAACAGACCCAUGCGAUGAUAGUGGACAUAGCCUUCCUGUCACCACAGGAGGAGUGGAUGCCACUGCAGAGGAGUAUACCGCAGGUCAGCUAGGCCCUAACAGCAUGGGCACCCUUCUAGCUGUUGUUUAUGAUACAGAGUGCCUGCAGCUGGCCCGAGACAUGCAGGACAUGAGGAUCAGGAAGAAGAAGCGGCAGACCAUUAGACCUCUCCCUGGCAGCCUGUACCUCGCCAAGACAUCUGGGGUGGCCAGGCUGACCCUCAGGGAGGCCGUUGGAGGUUGGCACCCUGUACAACACACACACAAUCAGCUGUAUGGCUACGGAGUGCACCGGCAUGUUUCGGAGAUCAGCAGUGAGAGUGCCGAGGCGUUCCGCUUUGUCUGCCGACACUUCUUCAGACCCGAGGCGUUUGUAGAGGGGCGCGUUCAGCUGGCCGACGGGGGCUGGCUCAUACCUCACAACGAUGGAACUGCAGGGAAACAGGAGUUCCACAGAGCGUUGUGUGACAGCCCUGGUGUUGACCCCAAGCUGAUCACUGAGGACUGGGUGUUCAACCACUACCGCUGGGUGGUGUGGAAACGGGCCUGCAUGGAGAGGGCAUUCCCAGAAGUGAUGGGCAGCCUCUGUCUCACACCGGAACAGGUGCUCCUACAACUGAAAUACAGGUACGACUUGGAGGUGGACCACAGCAGGAGGUCAGCUCUGAGGAAGAUCAUGGAGAGAGACGACUCUUCAGUCAAGACCAUGGUGCUCUGUGUGUGUGGUGUUGUCACCAAAGGCCAUAACCCAACAAGGCAGACCUGGAGUGAGACCAAGACCAAAACACCCGGGAGCGCCACAGGGUCUAAAGCGGAGCCGUCCCCUGUAGGUUUGAUCUGGCUGACGGACGGCUGGUACGCAAUCAAGGCCCAGCUGGACGUCCCACUGACCACCAUGCUCCACCGGGGCCGCCUGGCGAUUGGGGGGAAGGUGCUGGUCCACGGGGCCAAGCUGGUGGGAUCUCAGGACGCCUGCUCCCCACUAGAGGCUCCCGACUCCCUCAUGCUGAAGAUUGGGGCCAACGGCACCAGAGCAGCGCGUUGGGACACCAGGCUAGGGUUCUACCGCGACCCUAGACCGUUCCUCCUCCCGCUCUCCUCCCUCUACAGCAACGGAGGCCCCGUGGGCUGUGUGGACAUUGUGGUGCUGAGGAGCUACCCUACCCAGUGGAUGGCGAAGAAGCCGGACGGAGGGUUUGUGUUCCGCUCGGGCCGUGCCGAGGAGAGGGAGGCGCGGCGGCAUGGCGACACCAAACACCGAGCCAUGGAGAUCCUGUUCGCCAAGAUCCAGGCCCAGUUUGAGAAGGAGGAGGACGCAGUUUGUGGUAAAACCAGAGGCCGAAGGCGGACCCUGCGUGGUGGAGACAUUGAGACACUGCUGGACGGGGAGGAGCUGUACGACGCGGUGGAGAAUGACCCAGUUUAUCUGGAGGGCCGUCUGAGUGAGCAGCAAUGGGAGGCGUUGAACAACUACAGGCGUUGUGUUGGUGAGAGGAGGCAGGCCGCGCUGCAGGAGCGGUUCCGCCAGGCUCUGGAGGGUGCCCAGGAGGGCGAGGGCGGGAGCUGUCCCAACAGAGACGUGACACCCAUCUGGAAGCUCUGCGUCGCUGACUCCAGGGCCAAGCUGGGCAGCAAUGUGUACCUGUUGAAUAUCUGGCGCCCCUCCAUGGAUCUGCAGUCCUUGCUGAAGGAGGGCUGUCGAUACAAGGCCUACCAACUCUCCACGUCGGAGGGCAAGAAACGAGCCGGUAACACCUCCAUUCAGCUCACAGCCACCAAGAAAACCCAGUUCCAGAAUUUACAGGCUUCUGCAGGGUGGUUGUGUGAGCGUUUCCAAGCCCGAGAGGCGGUCGGCUUUCGCGUUCUCCUGAACCUGGACUUUCAGCCACUCUGUGGAGAGGUGGAUCUGGUGGGCUACGUCAUCUCCAUCACAGACAGACAAGGUCAUUCUCCAGUGGUGUAUCUAGUGGAUGGCCGGCUGGACUUUGUCAAGGUGCGCUGCUGCAGCAGUCUGGUCCAGCAGGGCUUGGAGGAGCUGGUCAAGCCUCUGGCUCUGGUGGCCCUCAGUAACCUUCAGCUCAGAGCCCAGCGCUCCUCCUCCCCCAUCCGAAGCGCCAUCCCUGGCCUAUACGCUGGAGAUCUGGCCGUGUUUUCCACCAACCCUAAGGAGCCACAUCUACAGGAGGCUGCCGCUGAACUCAGGACCCUUGUCCAGGGCCAGGAACACUUCUUCAGGACUGCAGAGGAGAGGUUAUCUAACUUAGUCCAGGGCUCUGUCCCGUGUCCUGCUCCGCCGCCAAGGACUCCAGGCUCGAAAGCAGAUGCCAAACCAGAUGCAAGGACUACUAUGACACCCCAGCAGUCUGUACAAAGCGUUGGCCCCUUCACCCCGCUGAACAAGGACAAAGACCCCAAGAGCCUAAAAAGGAAGAGGGGCCUAGACUACCUGUGUCGCAUCCCCUCUCCCCCUCCACUCUGCCCCCUGGGCACCAUGACCUUACCCUCGCCGUGCAUCAACAAGACCUUCAACCCCCCUCGCAGGGCCGAGACCCACCGGAUCCUAAAGACACAUCUGGCCCCCGCUCCUCGGCAUGUCCACCCGCCCCUGGAGGAUGAGUGGGUGGAGGAUGAAGAGCUGGUCAUGAUUGACACUCAGGCCCUACACGAUGGCAUAGGGAUAGACACGUGACAGAGAAUGUAUUGGACUAUUAUUUUGAACGUUUCAGAAAACAUCAGCACAAAUUGGUGGCUGGUUAGUUUCUCCAGUCCACAUGUUGAAUUUGUGUGUUGGGAAUCCACCUGGAAAGAUGUAGUGCCAUUUGUAAGCUACAGGGGGGGGAACAAGCUCCAUUUAGAGAGGCUAACCAAGACGUGAUUGGUGCCAUGUGAAUGUUAACACUAGUAAAAUGUUGGAAAGUGAUCAUAUGGAGUUGAUGUGUUCGUAACAUCAGGCUGAAUCAAGUUAGGAUUUGGUCCAUCUUACCUUUUUGGGCCAAAGUAUUGACGCCAUCAAGGAGCCCAAGAAAAUGCAUCGGACAGAAAAUACUUGUCUUGGCGAACUCCUGAGCUUUUUUAGUGAGGCUGCUUCAGUGUUUUCUGAAAUGGCAUUAGAAGAACUGACACGAACUGUAUAAUAUGAAUGCAAAAAUACUGUAACAUUGUUGUCCUUGUGUUUAUGACCUCUUUUCGCUGACAUCUGCAUGUUCACAAUAAAUGUUCUAAUUUAUUAGUCAAUAUAA